UCGAUCCUCUCUGCUGCUCACCGUCAGCCCGAGAUGUCCCGUCAUCACGCUGCGGGCCGGUUGCCAUGGUAACCCGUGCUCCCGCCGCCGGCCGCGCGCCGCAGUGAGCAGAAGACAGACGGUGAGUCACCGACACCGAGACCAGCCCCGGUCAGCGACCGGCAACCGGCAACCAGCAGACCAGAGACGGACCGGAGACACACCGGAGACACACCGCCGGUUAGCCGGUUAGCCUGUUAGCUUCCCCGUGCUGUCGGUCAGAACGGAGGCGCGCGACGACGACGGACUGUUAAUGAGGCUGAUGACGGUCAACUACCGCAGUGUUGCUUCAACCUGAGCGACUACAGCAACCACAGCAGCAACACCUACAGCAACCGGGCUGCGGAGACCACGGACCCCCAGCAGCGGCUGCACCAGGGCAACCGGCAACCGGCAACCAGACUGUUGAUGUCUGAUGGCCACCAUGUUGCUUCAGCCCGACAGCAACUACAGCAACCACACCAACAGCCUGAGGGAGACAGGGCAACUAGCGCCCAGACUGUCGCUGUUUAAUCGUCACCGUGUUGCUUCAGUCUGAGACGGCAACUCAGCCUGCAACUACAGCAAACUAUAGCAACCAACAACUCAACCUGCAACUACAGCAACCAUCAACUCAACCUGCAACUACAACAAACUACAGCAACCAUCAACUCAACCUGCAACUACAGCAACCAACAAUUCAACCUGCAUCAUCCAGCAGAUUUGGUCUCCUGGUUGGACAGAUGGAUGUCCUCUCAGACUGUCAGACUGAUCAGCUGAUCUGGAGUCAGUCAGGUGACGACCUCAGGUUGAGUUAAGCUCCGCCCUCCGCUGCCCCUCCCUCCUGGUUCAGGUGAGGACGACAGCCAAUAGUAUGAGCCAGCUGAAGGAGGCGGAGCCUGGCCAGGAGAUGGAAGGCAAGGUGCAGACCUGGGCUCAGUCUCUGGUUUACACUCUGGAGGAACUGGAGUGUAAAAUCUGCUACAACCGCUACGACACUCGCAGCCGGAAACCCAAACUCCUGGGCUGUCUGCACCGGGUCUGUGCCAAGUGUCUGAAGAAGAUGGUCGACAUGGGAGAGUCCUCACCCUCCGUCAUCAGCUGUCCGUUCUGUCGCCACGAGACCCACAUCCCCGACGAAGAGGUGUGGUUGAUGGAGGACGACCGACACAUCCUGGCUGUUCUGUCGUGUCAGGAUCGAGCCCGCCGGGGAGGAGGUGGAGGAGGAGGAGGGAGGGGGGAGGUGGUGCUGAGUCCCAACAGUCUGACCGGAGGAGGCGGCGUGGAGUCUUCUCACCGCUCCUCAGACUGUCUGGUCAUCACCAUCAUGGAGCUCCCCGAGGAGUCUCCGUCCUCUGACUCACUGAGCAUGCUCAAUGUGGUGGGUCUGUACCGCCCCCCCAGCCUGGACUCCCUGCCCUGCAACCUGCCGGCUCAGAAGUGUCGCGCCUGGACGUCCCGCAGCUUCCCCCGCUGCCUGCUGGGGGCGCUUUGUCUGGUGUACUUCAGCUCUCUGCCUCUGGGGAUUUACCUGCUGAUGAUUGGUCAGCUGUGGCUGGGCGUGGUCCUGGUCAGUUUGGUUCCCUCCACGCUGCUGCUGCUCGUCCUCUACGGCUUCUGUCAGUGUCUGUGCCACGAGCUGAUGGAGGCGCUCGCCGCACGCACACGCACGCUGCCUUGACGACACAUGCUACUAUGACGACAACAACGCACGCUGCCAUGACGACGACGCACGCUGCCAUGACGACGACACACGCUGCCAUGACGACGCGACACGCUGCCAUGACGACGGCACGCUGCCAUGACGACGGCACGCUGCCAUAACGAUGGCAGGCUGCCAUAACGACGGCAGGCUGCCAUGACGACACGACACGCUGCCAUGACGACACGACACGCUGCCAUGACGAUGACAUGCGCUGCCAUGGCGUUGAUGCGCGCGGCCAUGAUAACGAUAACACGUUACUAUGACAACAAAAACACGUCACCUCUGCCAUCACGAACACAACAUUGCUCCUAACUACAACACCAGAAUUAACAUCAGAAUAACAACACAGCUGCCAUGACAACACAACAAUGCUAACAACCACAACAACAAAAUAACAGUUAACGCUGAAGUAGGCAAUAUUAUUUACAUGGCGUCCACAUGGCUCUGAAAGCGAGGAACCAGGACACGUAGAACCCGGAUGACCGUUGUUUGUGCAGAGUCGCUGUGAUUGGCUAGUUACGUGCUAGCUAAGCCUGAUUGGUUGUCUGAUUCAGACCGGGUCCAGUUUCUAAAAAAACGAAAUAAAAGGGGCGAGCGCCCACAGACACGUUUUUUUAAAGGAACCCUUUAAUUAAAUAUUGUUAGUGACGUGCAAAGGUCAAAAUUAGGUAUUUGAACUGACGUAGAAAAGGUUUCCGUCGUAGUCGUCUGGACGACGUUUCGGCUCCCAGGAAGUCCUUCUCAGUUGUGGAAAUGGUCUGAGAACUGGAUGGGAGCGAAACGUCGUCCAGACGACCACGACGGAAACCUUUUCUACGAUGGACCGCUCCUGGACGAAUGAGGGACGACAGCGUCCUGCUUCAGCUGACAUUAUAAUGAAAUGAUAUUGCCUGCUUCAGCUUAAACCAGUUAGUCAGAACAGAAACACUGCGACCAGUCAACACCUGUCCACUCUGACCCCGCCCUCUUCUGAAUACCAGCAUUACCCCCGCCCCCGUGAAGCUACAGCCAAUCAACCAGGACCAGGUGAUGACAUCAUCACAGAGAAGAGGCGGAGUCUGUCUGAACUCAUCUCUCUGGUGUUUUACUGUGAAGGUUUUUUGUCUUUGUCGCCUCCUGCUGGACGAACUAGGAACAAACAACAGGAGGAUUCAGACUGUGAGGUGAUGUCACAGGACACCUGUCAGCCAAUCAGAGAACCUGCUGUAGACUGAAGCGCUGUGCUGCGCAGACUGACAGACUUUAAAUAAAUUAACCAUGUUCGAAACAAAACCUGUAACUGUUUAAUAUGUUAAAUAUUUGUGAAAUGCCUUUUGUCAACACUGAUAUUUAUUAAAUCCUCUUGUUCUCUGUUUUCUCCAGUCAGGUGUUUCAGUGAGGUCCAGGACCGUUAGCCUAGCUUAGCACAAAGACUGGAAGCAGAGGGAAACGUUUAGCCGAGCUUCACCAAAGUCCUGAUGUUACUUCCUGUCGAUCUGAUCUAUAUGCUGCAUUCAGUGUGAAGAAGAUGAAGAACAGGAAAAUCUCCUAUUAUUACGACUCGGGAGAGUGAAACGACAUACAUACAAAAACUAAUUAUAUAUAUAUAUAUAUAUAUAUAUAUAUAUAUAUAUAUAUAUAUAUAACAAUGUUGUUUCUGCAGAAAUCUGCAGCAGCUGUUACACUUUGUGUCACAUCUGUUGCUGAUGUUACUGGCUUUGUAACUCAGCGAUCUAAAUAAUAAAUCUGCGUAAUAACCAACACAUGCAGGUGUUAAUGAGAUGUUAAGAUAUGAUGUCACACCACGACCUCCGACACUGACUGGUCUCAGAGCUGCUCAAACACAGAGCCUCAAAGCCGCCUUUGUUUUUUACAGUCAGGCUGUGACACGUGAUGAUGGUUGUUUUUAUUUAUUUAUUGUCUCUGAAUGUGUCGUGCUGAGUUUCAGCCCACUGAGCCUGAAAACACCAGCUGCAACAAGGGUAACUGUUUGUAAAACUAUCGGAUCUUUUAUUUUACAUUUCUGUCUCUACACCUGUUCAAUAAACUACGUACAACAUUCUCUUUUGAUGGAGCUAGGCUAACAGUUUCCCCUGCUUCCAGUCUUUGUGCUAAGCUAGGCUAACAGUUUCCCCCUGCUUCCAGUCUUUGUGCUAAGCUAGGCUAACAGUUUCCCCUGCUUCCAGUCUUUGUGCUAAGCUAGGCUAACAGUUUCCCCCUGCUUCCAGUCUUUGUGCUAAGCUAGGCUAACAGUUACUCCCUCAGAAAACAAGAUGAUUUAAUAAAUUGUAACGUUUUCUGUCCUUUAUAAAGUCCCAUCAUUUGUUUUUAUGUUUGAUUACUGAAUCGUGAUGAUGAGGAGGAGGUGACACCAGGUGACACUGACGGUCAGCUGACCUGCAGCAGCUGUCACUUCCUGUCUGUGUAGUGGGCGGAGCAUGUGGGGGAUCUGCUCCAUUUAGUUUCUGUGAUGAAACUUUGUAACAUCAAAUAAACUACAGACACUGAAAUAUGA
Siniperca chuatsi (mandarin fish) is the source of this 4217-nucleotide messenger RNA. RefSeq names its product E3 ubiquitin-protein ligase RNF182. The transcript has 9 exons. The record is from RefSeq and is a predicted model, not a curated record. Bases 893 to 1699 code for a protein of 268 amino acids. Lineage: Eukaryota; Metazoa; Chordata; Actinopteri; Centrarchiformes; Sinipercidae.